Messenger RNA from Capsicum annuum, 594 nucleotides. RefSeq lists its product as uncharacterized. NCBI's taxonomy places the organism in Eukaryota, Viridiplantae, Streptophyta, Magnoliopsida, Solanales, Solanaceae. The transcript is spliced from 2 exons. The coding region runs from base 1 to 594 and encodes 197 amino acids. Gene Ontology annotation, molecular function: zinc ion binding. The record is from RefSeq and is a predicted model, not a curated record.
AUGGCUAAAGCUUAUAGAAAAGAAGAUUUUGAUUAUAUUAUGUCAAAGGUUGCUAAGGUUGAUCAAAGAGUUAAGGAAUAUCUAGAGGAUGCUGGAUAUGAAAAAUGGUCUAGAUGUCACUCGCCUGUAAAUAGAGGUAGAAUGAUGACCUCUAAUAUAGCAGAAUGUAUUAACAAUUGUUUGGUUGAGGCAAGAAAACUUUCAAUUUUAGGUUUCCUUGAAGAAGUUAAAAUUUUAUUUGUCGCCUGGAAUUGUAAGAACAACGAAAUUGCAUCUUACACAAAUACAACUCUUGGGAGAAGAUUUGAAGAAAUACUGACUCUUAAUGGGGUUAUAGUUAAGCCAAUGGGUAGUUAUCUUUAUUGUGUAUAUGAUUUGAGACAGCGGUACAUUAUCGAUAUUGACUGUAGAACGUGCAACUGUGGUCGGUAUCAAAUUGAUAAAAUACUGUGUCCACAUAGAAUUGUCAUAUUAAAAAGUAAAAAUAUGGAUGUAAAGGAUUAUGGUCAUUCUUGCUCUGAAUUGUACAGGCCAAACACCAUAGUCAAGACAUAUGAACUCCCGAUAGUUCCAAUGCCAGACAAGAAGGAUUGA